Molecule: messenger RNA, 1639 nt
Organism: Triplophysa rosa
Lineage: Eukaryota; Metazoa; Chordata; Actinopteri; Cypriniformes; Nemacheilidae
Gene: chek2
Product: checkpoint kinase 2
Exons: 15
Coding region: 106-1584 (492 amino acids)
Biological process (GO): mitotic DNA damage checkpoint signaling; protein phosphorylation
Cellular component (GO): nucleus; cytoplasm
Molecular function (GO): ATP binding; protein serine/threonine kinase activity; protein binding
Source: RefSeq, a predicted model, not a curated record
GGGAAGUGUUUUCCCGGCAGAUUGAUGAGGUGCCCAUGCUGCCUGAUAUUCCAACUCUGCAAGGAUUAAUUUAUUUGUAAAACACGACUUGACAAAGAGAACAUCAUGUCUGAAGAAGCCGGACCAAGUGGCCAGUCCCAAUCCCAGUCCCAAACCCAAUCCCAGCCUGGGUCCAGUUCCUCAUCCGCCCCAACGCCAUCAAGUCAGGGCUCCUCCUCGGGUUCAGGGACAUUGAGUUCAGUGGACACAGUCCCUGUACAGGAAUUACAGUCUAUUCCUGAAGAUGAGGAAGAACCUCAGCCUCAGGUUUGGGGCCGCGUCAUUCCCCUGGUGCAGGGAUUUCAUGUUCUCAACUGCGUGGAAGACCAGUACUCGUUCGGAAGAGACAGACAGUGCGACUAUACUUUUAAGACUUCUGUUGUCAAAAAAUCAGCACGCUUCAACACGUAUAGCAAGAACCACUUUAGGAUUUUCAGGGAUGAAAAUCUUGUGUACAUUGAGGACUUGAGUGGUAACGGCACGUGGGUGGAUGAAGAUAAAAUAGGACAAGGCAGUAAGCGCGUCCUGAGCAACAACUCUGUCAUUGCGCUGGCAGAACAGAAACACCAAGUGUUCAUGUUUAUUGAUAAGAUGGGCAAUGACCAGCCGAACCUCCCAGCAGAGUUCAGCAACAAGUACCACAUAGCCAGAAAGAUCGGAACAGGGGUCUGUGGUGAAGUCAAACUUGCCAUCGAAAAGGAAACCUGUAAAAAAGUGGCGCUGAAAACCAUAAAUAAAAAUGAUUUUCCAUCAAUAGGGACGGCCACGAGAAAUGCAGAAAGAGAGAUCGAGAUUUUAAAGAAAAUUGAUCAUCCAUGUUUGAUCAAAACGGAAGAUUUCUACCAGACAGAAGAUUCCUACUACAUUGUUUUAGAGUAUGUUGAGGGUGGAGAGCUGUUUGGCAGAAUCAAGGCACAGAAACAGCUAGAGGAAGACAUAGCUAAACUUUACUUUUAUCAGAUGCUCAAAGCAGUAGAGUAUCUUCACAAUAACGGGAUCAUUCAUCGAGAUCUGAAGCCAGAGAAUGUGCUGCUCGCUUCACAUGACGACAUUUGUUUGAUAAAGAUAACAGAUUUUAAUCAGUCUAAGAUUUUGGAAGAGUCCUCUCUAAUGAAGACACUAUGUGGGACGCCCACAUAUCUCGCCCCAGAGGUGUUCACUCACGCUGCUACUGUGGGCUACACCAAAGCUGUAGAUUACUGGAGUCUGGGGGUGCUUCUGUUCAUCUGUUUGGGUGGCUAUCCUCCUUUCAACACUGAAUGCACGACCAUGACGGUUCGAGAGCAGAUCAUCAACGGUCAUUAUCGCUUUAUCCCGUCUCAGUGGAAGAAAGUCUCGAACGAAGCCAAAGACUUGAUCAAGAAGCUCCUGGUUGUGGAUCCUGAGAAGCGUCUCAGUGUAGAAGAGGCUCUUGAACAUCCAUGGUUAAAGGACGAUGAGAUGAAAGACACUGCAAAACAGCUAAUGUUUCCUGAACCGUCCAGGAAACGUAAGGCACAAGGAGAAGGAGGUGAACCAUCAUCCAAAAGGAAACCUGCCGCUUGAUAUUAACGCACAUUUUAUUCCUGUUUCCUGGUGGCUAUUUUUAACUCUUUUUCCU